This is a messenger RNA of Glycine soja, 1310 nucleotides long. RefSeq lists its product as uncharacterized. Bases 438 to 1007 code for a protein of 189 amino acids. The record is from RefSeq and is a predicted model, not a curated record. Gene Ontology annotation, cellular component: plasma membrane. The transcript has 3 exons. NCBI's taxonomy places the organism in Eukaryota, Viridiplantae, Streptophyta, Magnoliopsida, Fabales, Fabaceae.
UUCUCUCCAAGUUGUCAAAUAGCAUAAGCUGUCCAUAUAAUUUUAUUCUAAAAAAAAGGGUACUGCCGGGAGUUGGUUUCAUCAGAAGUGGAGAAAGUUUAAUAAUUCUAAUGAUAAUAAGUGCACACGUUAUAAAGAAAAUUGGCACUUGAGUAAGUGACCAAAACUUGGGAGACAUAAUAUGUAAAAAAAAAUGUCUCUAGCUAGGCACGAACCCGCAAACAAACACCCAGACACAUAAAGUAUAAAGAAUAGGAAAGCCCACCACAAUUUCGCGCAGCAAAACAAAUUAAGAUACUAACAUGCAUUCAAACAAAUGGUGCAAAACCCAUCAUCCACGCACUAGCUAGUAGUCCAACAGAACAACAUUCAUGAGGGUACUCAUUAAAACAUUACAAAUAUAGACAUAGAGAGAGAGAUCGUGUGAAGGGGUGGCGAUGGAGAAGGCAUUGUGGAGGUCGAAGUACGUGGUUUCCGGAGGGGGGUUGAAGUGGAUGGUGUUUGUGGUGGUGUGUGUGGCGUGCGUGGUGGGAAUAUGGCCGUGGUAUCCAGAGCUGAAGAUCGAGAGAAUGGAAGUGAAGCGGGUGAAGGUGCGGCCGGUGCCGCCGGUGGGGGCGGACGUGUCGAUAUCGAUGUCGGUUAGGGUAAGGAACCGUGACAUAUACUGGAUGGAGAUGAGGGAGGUGGACGUGGGAAUGAAGUACAGAAGGAAGAAGAUGGGCCACGUAGAGUUGAAGGGCUGGCAGGUUAAAGGCUGGAGCUCAACUCACGUGGAGGCGGAAGUUGUGUUCGCAGAGCUUCCCUCGUCUCAAGUUCCCUAUUUGCUCGAGGACGUCGCCAAGGGUAAGGUCUACUUUCGCACUGUUGUUGAACUCUCCGGCCAGUUCGGCAUUCUCUCAUUUCGCACCCCUCUUCCUCUUGAGUUCAAGACAAUACUGGCAUGUGAGAUCUUGGUCAAUACAAAAAACCAUUCAAUUAUUCUUCAACACUGUCUUCACAAGGACUAACCACAAACGCUCUGCAAUCAUGGGAGAUGAAGCCUCAAGAAAAAGAUGUUGGUCUCCCAAGAUAUAUGUAUACAUGUAUAAAUUUAAAUUAUAUAAUUCAGGUUUGGAUGGAUCAAUGGGACGCACCACGAUGGCCACAUAUUCUAAAGAUUAUAUAUUACUAUUAUGUUAGGAGCGUGUUCCAGAAGCAAUUGCCACUUGCAAUGAUUGUAGUAUUAUGAUCAUUAUUUGUGUCAGUGGGUAAAAACUCAAUCAUGAAAAUAACUAUGUUUUCGAUCAGAAUCGUAGCUAACGGUUAUUUUA